GCGAGGCGAGACCGCGGCGCGCAGAAGGGCCCGGACAUUUUUUCGCAGUAUACGCGCGAGUGCGAAGCCAAGAGAGCUGCAGGCUCAAUAUCGAAGUGAAUAUUUAACGAAACUAGGAUGUGGGAUGAAGAAGCUGCACCGUGGGACGUUGAAGAACCUGCUCCAGCAGCGGACGCCGAGGGUGCGCCGGCGGAAGGUGCGCCUGCUGAGGGAGCUGCCACCGAGAGACCGGUCUUGAAAUUGUUAAAACUCGAGCCGCCGCAUUAUAAUCAUCACUGGGUUCGUCCACUGUUCCUCAAUUAUGCGUACCUUUACGAUUAUAGGCAGAACUAUUACAACGACGUGAUCGAUUAUCUUAAUUCGAGGCAGAAGGGUCUGUACCGCGAGCCGCCUAGGGCUCAGGAAUGGGCAGAACGGGCUAUGAGGACUUACGAUCAGAAGAACGUAGACAAAAGCUUCAAGCGGUCGGCCGACAUGAAAUACUUAACUAAUAUGAGACUCGAUCAGACACCCAGACACUACAGCUAUCAUACUCGUGCCUACUAUAGUUUGAAGUACCAAAAAAUAUUGUGAAUCCACCGGCCGCUGUUGAGAGCCGUCCCAAAAGGCAACCACAUCAAAGACAACUCUGAAAUUUCACAUAUCCGCUUAUGUGUACGCAGCCUCGUCACGCGUAGGAUCUUUAUCAAUAUUUAUUUUUUAACAUAUGUCUUUCUAAUCGUCUCUACUCUUGCGACUCGAUAAUUUUUAUUAGAUAUUUUGUAUAAGCUAGUGAGAUAAAUAGUAUUGCAAUUCAAAUGUGAUUGGAAUUACUGAUAAAAUCGAUAAUGCAACCGUUACAGUUAAAAUGA
Messenger RNA from Wasmannia auropunctata (little fire ant), 851 nucleotides. It is a transcript of the gene fln, whose product is annotated as flightin. NCBI's taxonomy places the organism in Eukaryota, Metazoa, Arthropoda, Insecta, Hymenoptera, Formicidae. Bases 118 to 573 code for a protein of 151 amino acids. The transcript is spliced from 3 exons. The record is from RefSeq and is a predicted model, not a curated record.